This is a messenger RNA of Lucilia cuprina (Australian sheep blowfly), 2199 nucleotides long. RefSeq names its product neprilysin-4. Gene Ontology annotation, molecular function: metalloendopeptidase activity. Gene Ontology annotation, biological process: protein processing. The transcript has a single exon. Gene Ontology annotation, cellular component: plasma membrane. The coding region runs from base 78 to 2111 and encodes 677 amino acids. The record is from RefSeq and is a predicted model, not a curated record. NCBI's taxonomy places the organism in Eukaryota, Metazoa, Arthropoda, Insecta, Diptera, Calliphoridae.
AAUUUAGUUUAAUUUUAAAACGGGAGCGACAAACAUCGAAAACAACAACGGAAAAAUAUUUUGAAAUUUAAAUAAAAAUGAAUUUCAUUUUUAAAACACUACUACUCUUAGGAGUUUGUGGUUCAAUUUGUGAAGGCAUACCGGUUGCUCAAAAUUAUACCCAAGAGUUAUUGAGAUUAGCCAAGGCUUCGGAAAUAAAGGCCUAUUUAAAUGAAGAAAAACCUCCAUGUGAAAAUUUCUAUAAAUUUGCCUGUGGCAAGUGGUCCAGACUGCACCCAGCUCCACCUAAGGGCAAGAGUAGUAAUCUGCAGCAAUUAAAAAAUCUAUAUUGGCGUAAAUGUGGCGAGAUGUUGGCCAGUGAUGGUAGAACUGAUUCGAGUUUGGAUAUUAAAUUAAAAAAUUUUUAUGAAUCUUGUUUGGAGACGGGUAAAAUUGAUCGUAUGGGUUUGGAGUACAUAAUGAAUGAAGUUGAUUUUAAGGGAGGCUGGCCUAAAGUUUUUAAUAGCCAUUGGUAUGAGUCGGAAUACGAUUGGUUGAAGGCGGUGGCCAAAAUGAGAAGAAAUUUGGGUGUUGAUAUAAUGAUUGGUCUGAAAGUGGUACCUGACUUUAAGGAUAAGGAUAUGCACCGUAUAAUGGUGGGAGCUCCUGACUUGUACUUGUCUCAACAUGCAUAUCUAAUAGAGGAUGAAGAUAAUGAACGUUUAAGAACUGCCUACGCCAUGAGCAUACAAAUCCAAUUACAACGUUAUUUCCCCGAUAUGCCCGAACAAUGGUCCCAUGAGGUUGCCCAGCAAGUACUUCAUGUAGAGAGACGUUUAGCCGCCGGUUUCGCUAGACCCGAUUUGACAGUGCAACAAAAGUCACGUUUGCGAUAUACUGCUGAUUUGAAAGCCGCUUAUGGCAGUUAUGUGGAUAUUAAUCGUUAUUUGAAUUUAAUAUUCAAUUCCACCAUUUAUGCCCAAGUGUAUGAAAGUCCCAUUGAUUAUUUCUCAAAUUUAAUGGAUGUUAUCAAGGAAACUCCCAAAAUAACCAUAGCGAAUUAUACCAUGUGGAAGGUGUUGAAUAAAUUCGAUUUGGAAAGAGCUCACUAUGCCAAGAGCAGCAAUUUCUGUGUCAAUAAAGUCAUGGAAUAUUUCCCCGAAGCUUUGGAAAAUAUGUUUGCCCGCAACUAUCACACCAUGCAAAUGUCCAAUGAAUUGCAGUCGGUAUGGUCGGAUAUUAAAAAAACUUUCCGCGAAGAACUACAAACUUCAGCCAAAUUAAGUUGGGUAGGAACGGAUACCAAACAAAAAUUUGUGGAGAAAUUAGAUGCCAUGGAUUUCGAAUUAUCCUCGGUAAAUACUGCCUAUGCUGAGCAAAUGCAAAAGGUGUUAGUAAGAAAAACAAAUUACUAUCAAAAUUUGAUCAACAUUUGGCAAUGGCAGAGUGCUUACAAUUUGGCCAAAAUUAAUGAAAGGCCUUCGGAACCGGAGGAGAAAUUCGACUUGCCUCACUAUUCCUAUGAAGAUAAUAAAAUACUUAUACCUAUUACAUUCCUGCAAUCCCGUUUUCUUUGGGAUCCUUCCUAUCCUCAUGCUUUGCUCUAUAGCACUAUGGGUUUUCUGUUGGCCCAACAAAUGUUCAAAGCUUUCGAUUCUCAGGGACGUAAAUAUGACAAACAUGGUAAUCAAAAUGGUUGGAUGGACACUAUAACCGAAUACAGUUUUGAUGACAAAGCCAAAUGCUAUGUUGAGCAAUAUUCCAAAUACAAAUUCCCCAAUUGGGUACGUAGAGAUGAAAAGAAACUGACCAAUACCUAUGUAUCGGAUAAUGCCGCCUUAAGCAUUGCCUACAAAGCCUACACUCAAUGGUGGGAAAAUGUGGCCAACAAUGUAUUAGCUGAACAAGAGUCCUUGCCACUGCUCGAUAAAUAUUCUCGCAACCAAUUAUUUUUCAUUGGUUUUGCACAACUUUGGUGCGCUGACUACUCGCCGGAUAUUGAGGAAUACGAAGAACUUCCGGAACGUUGGCGCGUUAUUGGUGCUUUGGCUAAUUUAAAUGAUUUUGCUCGGGUAUAUGAAUGUGAUUUGGGCAAUAAAAUGAAUCCAGAACAAAAGUGUGUUUUGUAUUAAACUCGAUAAAUUAAUUAUAUGUAAAACUGUAAUACUCAAUAAUAAUAUUUUUUAAUAAAGAAAAAAUUCAAUUUUAAAUCUGUUUAAA